Messenger RNA from Sorghum bicolor (sorghum), 1008 nucleotides. RefSeq names its product calmodulin. Gene Ontology annotation, molecular function: enzyme regulator activity; calcium ion binding. Lineage: Eukaryota; Viridiplantae; Streptophyta; Magnoliopsida; Poales; Poaceae. The record is from RefSeq and is a predicted model, not a curated record. Bases 237 to 686 code for a protein of 149 amino acids. The transcript is spliced from 2 exons.
CGGCGUUAAACGGGGGAGGGGAGGGCGUGGACGGCGGAACGGAGCGGGCGGGGCGUAUAAAUCCCGGCAAAAUUCCCCCGACGCGAGGCCUCAGAUCGCUCCCUGCCUCCGGUCACCGGUCGCCUCUCCUCCCUUCCGCUCCCCUCCCCCUGCCUAAUCUCUCCUCCGGCCACCGCGACACCGUUGGUUCGCUCGCUAGCUCCCUCGCCGCGCCAAGAGACAAGCCUGCGGAGACCAUGGCGGACCAGCUCACCGACGACCAGAUCGCCGAGUUCAAGGAGGCCUUCAGCCUCUUCGACAAGGACGGCGAUGGUUGCAUCACAACCAAGGAGCUUGGAACUGUCAUGCGUUCACUGGGUCAAAACCCAACCGAGGCUGAGCUUCAGGACAUGAUCAAUGAGGUCGAUGCCGAUGGCAAUGGCACCAUUGACUUUCCUGAGUUCCUCAACCUCAUGGCCCGCAAGAUGAAGGACACCGACUCCGAGGAGGAGCUCAAGGAGGCGUUCAGGGUGUUCGACAAGGACCAGAACGGCUUCAUCUCUGCAGCGGAGCUCCGCCAUGUGAUGACCAACCUUGGCGAGAAGCUGACCGACGAGGAGGUCGAUGAGAUGAUCCGCGAGGCUGACGUCGAUGGCGAUGGCCAGAUCAACUACGAGGAGUUCGUGAAGGUGAUGAUGGCCAAGUGAGUGCGUCCGCGGUAAUGGUAUACUACCCUACUGGAAGGAGGAAACCGUUCAUUGCAUAUUAGUAAGGCAAUGCAGCUCUUGUUUCCUUCGUCUUCCCAUGAAGAAACCGUACUAGCUGUAGCUGCUAAAACAUUUGAGUCCCUCUGCUGCCACCCUUAUCUUCCAUUGUGUCAUUGAACCUCCUUGCUCCCCCUGUGUGAAUCUGUACGGCUUUGCGUGUUCUGGACACUGAUUGCAGUUGAAUCCAGUUUGUAGUUCUAUUUGUUCAUCGAAUCUGCCCGACUUCUUUGGUACUAUUCAACAGGCUGCUGCUUUCCGUUUA